This is a messenger RNA of Chelonoidis abingdonii (Abingdon island giant tortoise), 3358 nucleotides long. It is a transcript of the gene TMEM203, whose product is annotated as transmembrane protein 203. Gene Ontology annotation, biological process: intracellular calcium ion homeostasis. Gene Ontology annotation, cellular component: endoplasmic reticulum. NCBI's taxonomy places the organism in Eukaryota, Metazoa, Chordata, Testudines, Testudinidae. The record is from RefSeq and is a predicted model, not a curated record.
AUGGCGGGCAAGCAGGUCAGAGGGUACCCCAACCUAGACAAAGGAAUGUGGUUCCACCAGCUUGAAUGUGUCUCCAAGUCGCGAUGCUGUGUCUCGGCGCUGCGGGAGCUGGUCCACAGGUGGCUCGGCCCUCGCCACUUCGAGUGCUUACCGCACCUCCUGGCCCUGCUGCUCUUCUCCGUCCUGCUCGUGCUGAAGGUGGACGGCGGCGGCGCGGAGCUGUCCUGGUGGAAAGUUUUCAUCCCCUUCUUCGCCGCCGACGGGCUGAGCACCUACUUCACCACCAUCGUCUCCGUGCGGCUGUUCCAGGACGGGGAGAAGCGCCUGGCCGUCCUGCGCCUCUUCUGGAUCCUCACCAUCCUGAGCCUCAAGUUCGUCUUUGAGAUGCUUUUGUGUCAGAAACUCGUGGAGCAGACCAGGGAGCUCUGGUACGGACUCAUCAUGUCCCCCAUCUUCAUCCUGCUCCAGCUCCUCAUGAUCCGAGCCUGCAGGGUAAACUGAAGACCCGGGGCACUGGGGACUUGCACCUCCCAUGGCAGUCAGAGGAGCACUGUCCCGCCGCUGAAGUAUUAACCCUCAACCGAAGCGUUAAUCGAGCUUUGCUGCUUAGGGUUUGGCAACUUUCUAGUCAUUCUCUUUGGCCGUAUAAGUCUGAGGUGUGAGAAGAAGCUUUUGUACUUUAUUAAAUUAUUACAUAAUAUUGGCCCUGUGUUUUCCCAAAAUAUAUAGUUAUGUUGUGUCAUUCAGCUAAGGGGCAUUUCACACCUUGUUGUUCAUGUUAAAAUGUCAUGAAAUGCAAACAUAACCUGCUCAUGUCACUUGUUUUGUAUUAAAAAUGUAUAGGUGAUAUUUAGUAGUUUCCUUUAUAAGCUCUCUUCUUUAGAAAGUCAGUGGUCAUAACCUUUGUUUUGGAAUGUGUGUUACUCUAGGGCUGACUGUGCCUUGACCAAAAAUUUGGACCAUGUCAAAAAAUAAUUGACUAUCCCUUCCCAUUGGGUUAGUUAAAUCUGCCACAGACUUCUUUGCAAAAGUCAAAAUGACAUAGCCAAAAAGCAAAUGCAGCUGUUGGUGUACCACUCCCACACAAUCAACUUGUGAAAAACUGUGCUUCAACAUGUAUGCAGGGUUCAUGACCUCAGAUGUGGGUGGGGGGGGGGGGAACAUAGUCUUUAUAGAACAAGAACUGAAGCAGUUUGAUAGGGGUGUUUUCUGUGUAGUUCGGUGUGUUGAAUGUAAGUACCACAAGAAACUCCCAGUACAGAAGAGACUCUGAAUUGUCAAGUAGCCUGACGUUCUGAAGUGUGGCUUCAUCCCUUAUUCUGCUUUCAGAGUCUCAUGAUUGCCGCCAAUGGGAAUAUUUCCCCCAUUUCAUAGCUACUUCAGUGCCUAGGGUCAGUGGCUAUAGAAUAACUGGCUGUUUUCCUGUUUGCCACGAAUUUGAGAUAGCCCUUUACUGGUUUUUUUUUAGUGUCAUUCGUUUUGUGUACCCCAUUUCUGUUUGGAGGAUGGAUCAUGUUCUGCUCAGCUGUUACAGUGCCUCUUAACUGAUGUUUGAUACUGCACUUUAUGGCUUAGUAACUGUUCCUAUGUGCAACUGCCGUGUCUUGGAGACUGUAGUCACUCUUCACAUUUGGGAAUAUAAACCUUGUUUGCAUGUUCCCCAAAUUUUAAAAUGUGGUCUAUGUUAAUUUCCUUUGAAUUUGGAGGGGUUCUGCUUCCCCGCCUCUCUCCCACUGUGCUCCUUCAGACAGGGUGGGUGAAGGAUACAGGGUGUUAAGUUUUGUUGCAACUCCAGUUGUUUUUUUUUUCUUUUUAAAGUAUUUCUUCUGUUCCUCCCCCUCCAGCCUUUUAUUUAAUUAAUUAAUUUAAUUAAACUGGUUCCAGGUGCUUCUAAUACAAGAAGCUUUGCAGCUGUAUAUAUUCCUGUAGUGUUUUCCAAGACAGUAAAAUGCAGGUCAUCAGCAUCUCAUGAUCUUUAUUUCAUGCCUGUGAACUGCCGAGGAAGAGUGCUACUGUACUAGAAUGCUGCCUUAGUACCCAAGGAAAACAAGCUGAGAUUUUCCCACAAGACAGAGAGAAAGUUUCUUGGGCUUGAACUAAAUGGAGAGCCCUGCAUUGGACCACGUAAACCUAUCUAGGAAGCUAUAUGGGAGAGAUGGAAAAUGACCUAUUACAUUACACCCAGGCAGUCCUAUCCCCUCCGGGGUGGGGUGGGAGGUGGCUGUGUGGGAUUGGACACUGCCAGGCAGUCCGGCCCCUGCCUUGGCAGGGGCUGUGUGCUCAGCCAUUGCCUCUCUGCUAUCACACCGGUGUGCAUAUCCUGCCUUUGCACCCUGCUGUUACACAGUUGAGUCCUUGGCUCAGUGGUGCCAUGCAGUCUUUGCUAACAGAUCCUGGCUGUAUGGAAUUCAGAGAGACCCCUUGGUGGUAGUGCUUUGGUUCCCAUAGCCUGGGAUAUGCACGGGAUUAAUACCUUGAUGGCUGGAUGAUCUUGAUAAAGCAGAAGUCCAGUGUGGCCAGAAGGUUUCCACGCAUUGUUAUCAGCACUAAACAAGCACUACCUGGUCAGUGCAUUUGAGUAUGCACGGUGGUCACAUUAAUUUUCAUUCUGCAAAUGCAGGCUGAUGUUAGCCCCCGCUUCAAUGAUGCCUACAAGAACCUAACCAUCUACUAACAGCCAGGCAGAAGGUUAACUUGGGAAAGUGAAAAUAUUUGUAUAUCAUUUGAGCUUUGUAGUGUCAGAAUGUGGCAAAUCAUUAGCCCUCCCCCCAGUUCCAACCUCUCUUUCUUUUUGUUUCCUUCAGAGUGUAAGCUCUUUGGGACAGAGGCAGGUCUUUUGUACAGCAGCACGCUGAUGUUAUCCAAAACAAACACUAAAUCUUCCUGCUUUGCAGAAAUUUCUGUGCAGCUGAGCGUAAUCGGUCUGUGCAGGUAUGUAAAAGUCCCUGUGCUUAAGACUCACUAACAGGAUCAAGUGCCUCCUGCAGUCAACAAAGGGCUGUUUUUCUACCUUUUCUGUAAGAGGAAGUGAAACUGCUGUUGUUUAAGUAGCAGGCUGGACCUGGGUGUGGCUCAUUGAAGACUGCAGGUGCUGAAGAUCAGUUAUAUAACUUGCUGCAGACACAUUCUGUCAGCUCCCCCUGCAACCUCUCAUAUAUGGGUAAGAUUUCAGAAUGGAUUGCACAUAACUCCAGUUAUUUGAGUCCUCUUAUCUUAUGCAUGGCUAAAUGAUUACAUGAACUCCUGAUUAGCCAAAGAAAUUUGGUGUCAAGGAUAAUGCCUUUACUACAACUGGAGUGGCAAAGGCUGGUGCUGUAUGUUCUGAUGCAUGAAUAAUAAAAAAUGCAAGAAAAGUCAU